UAAGGCUAUCCAUAAAACACCCCCAAAAAUCCAAAAACUUGUCCCAUAAUCAAGGGCCAAAGAAUAUGCUCUACUCUAGCACAUGCCAAUGUAACUUGCCUUGUGGUCAACUAUAACGCCACAGGAGCAGACCAAUUCAAGGUAAUGUCCCUCAACAAGAACAAGAGAGAGAAUUACUUGCCCUUCACUACUUCCCCUACUCCUACUCUCCCGCAAUCCCUUCUCUUCUCCCUCGGCCAACUCCCCCUCAAAAGAAUCUCAUCCUCUUAUAUCUACAGCAACAACGCCAUCCCUUACCGACAUUUUCCUUAACUUCUCCGAAACACGCCCGCACGAGAAAGAGACCCCAACCAACCUUUUGCCCCCCUUUUUAACCGCCCCAGCUGCCUCUUUGUCUUUCCAAUUCCUAAUGGAGUCCGUCGCCUCCAAUUCGACGCCGCCCAGCAGCCGCCGCCAUGGCCACCACCAUCCGUCGAGCGAGCUCUUCGGGCCGUCCCAGCCGACCGUGGACCGGAUAGUCCGCGCCGUCAGCCACCACCUCCUUCUUCUCCACCGCUCCGAGUCCGCCUUCUUCGUACUCGGCGCCACGGGGAACGUGUACACCGUGUCGCUGUCGUCCAGCCCCUCGUGCACGUGCCCCGACCGCGUGACCCCGUGCAAGCACAUAUUGUUCGUCUUCAUCCGCGUGCUCGGCGUCCCCCUCGACGACUCCUGCCUGCAGCGGCGGACCCUCCGGCCGUGCCAGCUGCAGCGCCUCCUCGCAACGCCGUCCUCGCCCGAGGCGAUGGCGGGGCCCAGCCUCCGGGAGAGGUUCCACCGGGACUUCUUCCGGGGGAGGGCGAGGUCCGACGGGGCGGGACCGCCCGAGGGGGUCCGCGUCGAGGACGGGGCGGCAUGCCCCAUCUGCUUGGACGAGCUGAAGGAGGGCGGGGGCGAGAGGGUGGUGGCGUGCGGGACGUGCCGGAACCCCGUGCACGAGGAGUGCUUGCUGAGGUGGAAGAGGAGCAGGGGGCGGCGGCCGGCCAUCUGCGUCAUCUGUCGGGGGAGGUGGAGGAGGGCGGAGCAGGAGAAUCCGUACGUGAAUUUGGGAGCUUUUGUUAGCGAGGAGGAUCAAGGUGAGAUCCAUCCGAGCAAUUGCCGCGAUUUGAGUAUCCAGUAGCGAUCUCAAAAUUGGAGGAAUGGCCACAUAAAAAAGAAAUCUAACCUACGAACACAAUCAUGGGAUGAUCGCUGUACAUACGCAAAUGUAUAGGUUCAAGUUAGACGUUCAAACUCUUUUUUUUUUUUUUUCCUCUGCUGACAGAUUAACUUGACCGUUUAAAUUCAGAUUAGAUUUCUGUUUUA
Molecule: messenger RNA, 1344 nt
Organism: Rhodamnia argentea
Lineage: Eukaryota; Viridiplantae; Streptophyta; Magnoliopsida; Myrtales; Myrtaceae
Product: mitogen-activated protein kinase kinase kinase 1
Exons: 1
Coding region: 410-1159 (249 amino acids)
Molecular function (GO): ubiquitin protein ligase activity; zinc ion binding
Source: RefSeq, a predicted model, not a curated record